AUGGCCGCGACCUCAGGUUCCAGUCACCAACCGGACCUGGAGAUGGGAGCAGCGGCUUGCGUCUUGGGGACCACCUGGCGAGGCUCCUCCAUGUCCGCGAGGGGCGCUCGGCGUGGAACUAGCACCAGCGUGGUGGGCGCAUUGGGAGUACCCAGCGGGGCCCUCUGCGUGCACGGUGGUGGGGCUGACCGCUGCUGGGAGAACACGACCUGCGCUGCCCUGCGCGCCGCGAGACACGGCAGGACCCCUAGCGGAGGUGGGACCCGCGCGGAGAAGAAACAGGAGGAGAAAAAGGAGAAGCCGCCCAAAAAGCCCAAGUCACCGCAGCCCAAGGAUGAAGUGGGCACCAGGAAAAAGUGUCGCCGGUACCGCUGGGAACUCAAGAGUAACAACAAAGAAUUCUGGGUCAUGGGGCACGGCGAGGUCAAGUUCCUAGGUUUGGGCUGCCUGAUAGCAGCACUGAUCCUGUUUAAUGGGUUGUCGGCGCAUCCCAUCCUGACGCUCAUCAUCACCAUGGAGGUGUCCAUCCUCAUCUUCUUCAUCAUCAUCUACAGCUUCGCCAUCAACAGAUACAUGCCCUUCAUCCUGUGGCCCAUUGCAGACCUUCUCAAUGACCUGUUUGCAUUUUGCUUCCUCUUGGGGGCCGUGGUCUUCUCUGUGAGAAGUCGACCGACCUUGCACUUGCACUACUUCACAGCCGUGAUCUUUACUGGUUUGGCUGGACUGUUUGCUUUAAUUGAUUUAUGUCUUCAAAGAAAGCACUUCAAGGGCAAGAGGGUCAAAAGGAAUGUGCUGGUUCCUCCUCCAGGAAAGGACAAGGACAAAGACAAAGAAAAGGAAGGUGAAGCAGAAAAGGAAAAGCCAAAGGAGGCUGAAGCAGCCCCGGACAAGGCAAAGGAGGAGAAAUGA
Molecule: messenger RNA, 909 nt
Organism: Orycteropus afer afer
Lineage: Eukaryota; Metazoa; Chordata; Mammalia; Tubulidentata; Orycteropodidae
Gene: CMTM2
Product: CKLF like MARVEL transmembrane domain containing 2
Exons: 5
Coding region: 1-909 (302 amino acids)
Cellular component (GO): membrane
Source: RefSeq, a predicted model, not a curated record